UAAAGGCAAGGCGAUAGCCAAAACCAAAGCAAAUGCCAAGAGAGAUUGGGAUUUGACAGAUUCCCUCACUCCCUCCCUCAUUGCUGCAUCUUUAAGCAAGAAAGAAGGCUGCAGUUGGAACUUGGAAGAAGCCCAGACUUGGGGCCAGCAGGGGAUCAAAGAACUCCUGCUGGGGGAAGCCUCUGGUUCUUCCUCACAUUUCUGAAUUUUUGCUCUGUUUCUUAGGAGCCGGCGUAGCUCUGAAUGCCAGCUCAGAAAGACUAGGAAGCAGAGUUGAGCCAAAUUUGCUCGCCAGAUUGCCUGGAAACGAACAAAAGGCGCCGCUUUGCGCUCUUGGAUCGGAGGAAUCUUCAAGAAAUCGAUAAAAGCAGCGACAGCGCCGCCGGCGAUGGCAGCGGAGGAGCUCCUGAGGAAGAUGCGGGAGCUGGAGGAGGGCCAGGCCGAGCUCAAGCGGGAGAUUUCCAAGCUCGUGCCGGAGCGGCAGGGCGAGCAUCCCAACUCGUCGCGCCGCCCGCUGCAGCCGUCGCCGGCGCGGCGCGCCCUCGCCGUGCUCCCUUCCUCGUCGUCGCGGCUGCAGCGCGUGGGCCGCGUCGGGCUCACCGACAGGCAGCACAUCAGGGCCCUGCACGCGCUGGGCCAGUCCGUGUAUAUCAUUGCCCCCGGCGGGAAGCUCCUGUACUGGAACCGUUAUGCCGAGCAGAUGUUUGGCUAUUCUGCAUCAGAAGCGGUUGGUCAUGAUGCUGUUGAAUUAUUGGUUCAUCCUGAUGAUGUCAAUGCAGCAAACAAUAUCAUCCAAAAUAUAUUUUUGGGGAAAUGUUGGAGAGGGAAGUUUCCUGUUAAAAAGAAGUCAGGAGAACGGUUUUUCAUUGUGGCCAAUAACACUCCUUUGUAUGAUGAUGAUGGUAGCUUGGUGGGCCUCAUUUGUCUCUCAGUUGAUACACAGACAUUGGAGGACAUAAUGGGCCCUUCAACUUCAAUGAAAUCGUAUUCACAUCCAGCAAAGCUCCGUUUUCAAGUCAACAAUCGGCCUAAAUGCAGUUUGUUAAACAAAAGUUCUGUUGACUCUCAGCAACCUCUCCAAUCUUCUAUCGCCUCCAAGAUAACAACUUUGGCUACCAAGGUUACAAGUAGAGUUCGUUCUCGGAUCAAGACAGGUCAGAACUGCAAUGAACAGCAAAGCGGCAGCUCUGAGAGUCAAUACUCUGAAGAUGAUUACAAGGAAGAACUGGCGUCUAGUGGAACAGACACCCCAAGAGGGGAUGUAGUGCAUGAUGGUUUUGUUAAAGGAGAGAAUUCCCCUGGUAAGUCGAGCAAAACGAGUAGUGAUGAGCCAGGAGAAGGAAAUGAAAGGCUUUACAAGAUUACUUCAAAGGCAGAGGAAUUAUUGGCCAAGAAGGGGAUAUCAUGGCCUUGGAAAGGGCAUGAACAUAAUGGUACUGGCAAGAGUUACAUGAACCCAUCACAGUUUCAUGAUAAGCAAGAGAAUGAGCAGAUGCAUCAGGCCGGUCCAGAGUCAAUUGUAAUUCCAGAUUACCAAGAUUCUGAGUGUGCCCAGGAAAGCAAAUAUGAAGUAACAGGUUCCUGGUGGUGUUUCAAUAACGACAGCUUGAGUAGUAUGGACAGCAGUAUAAGUACUAAUAGCAGUGCUAUUGAAAGAGUAGACCAUGAAGCAGAUUGCCUAGAUUAUGAGAUUCUGUGGGAAGACCUUGUACUUGGAGAACAAGUAGGUCAUGGUUCUUGCGGAACAGUAUAUCAUGCUCAGUGGUAUGCCUCGGAUGUGGCGGUUAAAGUAUUCUCCAAGCAAGAGUAUUCAGAAGAAAUGAUAGAUACCUUCAGACAAGAGGUAUCACUGAUGAAGAAACUACGCCAUCCAAAUAUUAUACUCUUCAUGGGUGCAGUUGCAUCUCCAGAACGACUUUGUAUAGUUACGGAAUUUCUUCCACGAGGGAGUCUGUUCCGCUUACUUCAAAAGAACACCGGAAAGCUGGACCCAAGACGUCGAGUUCACAUGGCUAUAGAUAUUGCAAGGGGCAUGAAUUAUCUUCACCACUGUAGCCCUCCUAUUGUUCACCGCGAUUUAAAAUCGUCAAAUUUGUUGGUUGACAAGAACUGGACUGUAAAGGUUGCAGACUUUGGUCUUUCUCGUCUGAAGCUCGAAACAUUUUUGCGAACAAAAACUGGGAAAGGAACGCCACAAUGGAUGGCUCCGGAGGUGUUACGUAAUGAACCUUCAGAUGAAAAGUCUGAUGUAUACAGUUACGGCGUUGUUCUGUGGGAACUUGUUACACAGAAGAUACCCUGGGAUAAUCUCAAUACGAUGCAGGUUAUUGGAGCUGUCGGUUUCAUGGAUCAGAGGUUGGACAUUCCAAGCGAUACAGAUCCUCAGUGGGCAUCAAUGAUCGAGAGUUGUUGGGAUAGCGACCCACGGAAGCGCCCUUCAUUCCUAGAGCUCCUAGACAGGCUUAGGGAUCUGCAGAAGCAGUACAGCCUGCAGGCUCAGAUGCAACGCGCGUCUGCGGAUGCUCUGCUGAAAGGUGGUGCAAAGAUGAGAGCUGAAGAUUGCUAGCUCCAAAUCGAAUGGCACAUGGCAGUGGACAUUGUCGACAACCACAGAGCAAACAUGGUGGUUCAUUCAUUAACAGCGUAGCACGCCAAUCUGGAAGGCAAGCUUCGUGCAUCUUCCUCGGCCGCUCCUGGAAGAGGGGCUAAGCUCAGAGUUGGAGGUUGUACCAGGAAAGUGGUGCAUCCCUUCCCCGGUCUCAAGGCCUGAAGUUUCAAAAUGUAGAAAUCUUGGGCCAAGGCCACACUGCGGCUGAAAUGAGAAUGGCAGUGGUUUGUGGCACUGUUUUUUGUAUUACGCCCAAUUCGUCAAGGCAAAAAAAUAGGGAGUUAUUCAUAAGUUGGAUAGUCGGUUUUGAUAACAUUGUUGUGUGCAUAACCUAUAAAUAUAAUAAUAAAAAUAGCAAACUAACCUAAA
This is a messenger RNA of Setaria italica (foxtail millet), 2977 nucleotides long. RefSeq names its product probable serine/threonine-protein kinase DDB_G0271682. The transcript has 14 exons. Gene Ontology annotation, biological process: regulation of DNA-templated transcription; protein phosphorylation. Gene Ontology annotation, molecular function: ATP binding; protein kinase activity. The record is from RefSeq and is a predicted model, not a curated record. NCBI's taxonomy places the organism in Eukaryota, Viridiplantae, Streptophyta, Magnoliopsida, Poales, Poaceae. The coding region runs from base 389 to 2566 and encodes 725 amino acids.